Molecule: messenger RNA, 3314 nt
Organism: Propithecus coquereli (Coquerel's sifaka)
Lineage: Eukaryota; Metazoa; Chordata; Mammalia; Primates; Indriidae
Gene: MAP2K7
Product: mitogen-activated protein kinase kinase 7
Exons: 10
Coding region: 1-1371 (456 amino acids)
Biological process (GO): protein phosphorylation
Molecular function (GO): ATP binding; protein kinase activity
Source: RefSeq, a predicted model, not a curated record
AUGGCGGCGUCCUCCCUGGAGCAGAAGCUGUCCCGCCUGGAAGCAAAGCUGAAGCAGGAGAACCGCGAGGCCCGGCGGAGGAUCGACCUCAACCUGGAUAUCAGCCCCCAGCGGCCCAGGCCCACCCUGCAGCUCCCGCUGGCCAACGAUGGGGGCAGCCGCUCACCGUCCUCAGAGAGCUCCCCGCAGCACCCCACGCCCCCCGCCCGGCCCCGCCACAUGCUGGGGCUCCCGGCAACUCUGUUCACGCCCCGCAGCAUGGAGAGCAUCGAGAUUGACCAGAAGCUGCAGGAGAUCAUGAAGCAGACGGGCUACCUGACCAUCGGGGGCCAGGUACCACCCUUCGCUCGGUGCCCCUGGGGUGGGGGGUGCGCAGGCAGGCCGGGCCCAUGCCAGGGCACAGCCGAGGCCCCGGGGACCCUCCAGCCCCUGUUGUCCUCCCAGCGCUACCAGGCAGAAAUCAACGACCUAGAGAACUUGGGUGAGAUGGGCAGCGGCACAUGCGGCCAGGUGUGGAAGAUGCGCUUCCGGAAGACGGGCCACGUCAUCGCAGUCAAGCAAAUGCGGCGCUCAGGGAACAAGGAGGAGAACAAGCGCAUCCUCAUGGACCUGGACGUGGUGCUCAAGAGCCACGACUGCCCAUACAUCGUGCAGUGCUUCGGGACCUUCAUCACCAACACCGACGUCUUCAUUGCCAUGGAGCUCAUGGGCACGUGCGCCGAGAAGCUCAAGAAGCGGAUGCAGGGCCCCAUCCCUGAGCGCAUCCUGGGCAAGAUGACGGUGGCGAUCGUGAAGGCGCUGUACUACCUGAAGGAGAAGCACGGCGUGAUCCACCGCGACGUCAAGCCCUCCAACAUCCUGCUGGACGAGCGGGGCCAGAUCAAGCUCUGCGACUUCGGCAUCAGCGGCCGCCUGGUCGACUCUAAGGCCAAGACGCGGAGCGCCGGCUGCGCCGCCUACAUGGCGCCUGAGCGCAUCGACCCCCCAGACCCCACCAAGCCCGACUACGACAUCCGGGCCGACGUGUGGAGCCUGGGCAUCUCGCUGGUGGAGCUGGCGACGGGACAGUUUCCCUACAAGAACUGCAAGACGGACUUUGAGGUCCUCACCAAAGUCCUCCAGGAAGAGCCCCCGCUCCUGCCCGGUCACAUGGGCUUCUCGGGGGACUUCCAGUCCUUCGUCAAAGACUGCCUUACUAAAGAUCACAGGAAGAGACCAAAGUAUAAUAAGCUACUUGAACACAGCUUCAUCAGGCGCUACGAGACGCUCGAGGUGGACGUGGCGUCCUGGUUCAAGGAUGUCAUGGCAAAGACCGAGUCGCCGCGGACUAGCGGGGUCCUGAGCCAACACCACCUGCCCUUCUUCAGGUAGCUGCAUGGCGGCGGCCAGCCCCACGGGGGCCAGGGGCAUGGCCACAGGCCCCCCUUCCCCACCCAGCCGCCCGCCAGGGGAGACCUGGGACCCGGACGGCCGCCGAGGGCUGAGGACAGAAAGUAGGGGGCACCCACCCACCCCCGACUCCCUGCCCGCCAGCCGUGGACAGACGGGCCCGCCAGGCCCAGCCCUUCCCGCCCCGGGGUCAGCCGGCCGCGCGCGUCCCCCCGACAGACACUGUGAACGGACGACAGCAGGCCGCGAGCAGACUCGCUAUUUAUUCAGUCGUAACCUCUGGGCUGGGGUGGCCCCCAGGGGCCAGGAGAGACCCCUGAGUCCCCAGCCCCGCUCCGAGCGUGCCGUCCUCGCCGCUCCCCAUGCACCCGUUCCUUUUCCGUCACCCCCUCUACCUCUGUCCUUGUCACCCUCCCUGCCUCUGCCUCCCUCCUGGCCCGAGCCUGGGCUCAGCCACCCCUGGCAGGACCCCUGGGUCUACUUAGUUCUCCAUGGGGUGAUGAGUUGGUGGCCCCCAGAAGGGACUGCGGGCAUUGCGACUGCAGCUGGCCGGGCUGGUCUCUCUCUCUCUUUCUUUCUCUCUCUCUUUGAUCUCAGGGGGUCCUUUUUGGAGUUUAUUGUAUUUUAUUGUACUUGGUGGGGGGCGGGGGGUGGAGGAGAGCUUGUUCUCACGGGGUUCGUCGGUACCUUCAGAAACUUUUACCAAAGUCACGUUUAGCUGCUUGUGGAGGGGCCCCCACCGCCCACGGGCUCCAGGGGCUGGGCCGGGUGCUGCAGCUCCGGCUACGGGGCCAGCCCUGGGCGGGGAGACUGGUCCCAGCUUGGGGGCGAGUUGAAGACCUCAGGGGGUGUGGAGGGGGCCCAGGGGGCUGUGGCCACACACAGGGUGGCCUUCAGGGAAGGUAGACGUGGGGCGUGGCGGGAGCAGGCGGCCAGAGGGAAUUGAAGAUGAGAAGGAGUGUGGCGGGAGUCGGAUUGAGGGGGAAGGGAGUGGAUGUGGGGGUUCAGGGACAUGUGACAGGCUCCAGCGGGGGCGUGGGGGGCACCAGGCUGUGGGCGGGAGUUCAAGGUGGUCACCCCCAGGGUGCCACUGUGCUGCACCACAGCUGGCCAGGUGUCCCCCCAGCACCCGCUGCUGCUGCAGGCAGAGCAGGAGGGGUGUGUUUCCUUUUUGUUGGUGAUGCAUGCAAAUCAUGUGGACGAGAAAUAGCAAAACACAAAAAAGAAAAAAAAAAAAGAAAACCCCAUAAAACCACAAACAAAAACCAACCAACACCAAAGGUGAGGAGCCUCGCUGGACGUAGCUGAAGCAGCAUAGACAUAGGGUUGCUGUGUCCUCUCAUCUGUGGUCUGGACUCUCCUUAUCAUAGUCACAACAUGCCGCAUGUUUAAAAGUAGUAGAAGUCAUCUUCUCUGCCCCGGGGGGAAGGCCGCCUUCUCUUGCCUCUGGUCUCCUUUGUGAGGGGACAGGGGCCAGGUGGGGGUGCCGACAGGCCUGACCCCCACCCUCCCUCCCUGGGGCCAGCCGCGGGGGCCUCUGCAGGUAGCUGGAAGGUUGCUUGGCUGGCUCCAGGCCAGCACAGGCCCGAGACUGGGCUACCUGGUUUUAUUUUUAUUUAACUCGAUUUUCCGUUUUUGUGUGUGUGUGUCUGCCUGCCCUCCCAACCCCUUCAGUGUUACAGGGGAGCUCUGGGGGAGCCUCUCCUACCUCCCCACCUCUCCCCAGACCUCCCCCUCGUCACCAGCCAUCCCUCUGGACCAGACAGAGGGCAGACCGGGCGGGCAGGAGCCUGGGGUGGCCUGGCCCAGCCCACCGGCCCCGACCCCUUCUCAGGCUGCCAGUAUUGCCCUGUCCCUUUUUAAAACAAAAUGCCCUCAUUUGUAAAUCCUUAGACGCUUGAUAAUAAACCCCUCCCUUUUCUUCC